This is a messenger RNA of Saccoglossus kowalevskii, 1289 nucleotides long. RefSeq names its product m7GpppN-mRNA hydrolase-like. The record is from RefSeq and is a predicted model, not a curated record. Gene Ontology annotation, biological process: deadenylation-dependent decapping of nuclear-transcribed mRNA; nuclear-transcribed mRNA catabolic process, nonsense-mediated decay. NCBI's taxonomy places the organism in Eukaryota, Metazoa, Hemichordata, Enteropneusta, Harrimaniidae. Gene Ontology annotation, cellular component: P-body; cytoplasm. Gene Ontology annotation, molecular function: 5'-(N(7)-methylguanosine 5'-triphospho)-[mRNA] hydrolase activity; manganese ion binding; RNA binding.
UUCCGGUGUUCGAGGGAAAUCCCAUUUGAAAGUUUGUUUACCAGCUUUACCGUGUCGUCUUGUUCACUGCAUGUGACUUGAACGUAUCGUAUUUCGACAGAAUGGAAAGCUCAAAACCACCAAGAGAUGUUAUUCCAGAAGAGAUUUUGACUGACCUUUGCAGUCGAUUCCUCAUCAACAUUCCUGGAGAAGAAAGAGCUGAUCUGGUCAGAGUUUGUUUUCAGAUUGAACUAGCACACUGGUUUUAUUUAGAUUUUUACUGUAUAGAGAAUCCUGAAUUGCCUACCUGUGGAAUCCGUGAAUUUGCCCAAGUUAUUUUCAGACACUGUCCUUAUUUACAUGAACACUCUCAGAAUGUCAAUGAAAUUAUUGCCAAUUGGAAAGAUUACAAGAUGAGUGUACCAACUCACGGUGCUAUAAUAGUAGAUGAAACAUUACAACAUGUAUUAUUGGUACAAGGCUACUGGGCUAAAGCUAGCUGGGGGUUUCCAAAAGGUAAAGUGAACAAAGAUGAAAGUGAACAUCAAUGUGCAAUCAGAGAGGUUUUAGAAGAGACGGGCUUUAAUAUCAGUAAUUACAUAGACGAAAAUGAAUAUAUUGAAGAGCGAAUAAAUGAACAAAUAGUUCGACUGUAUAUUAUCCCAUAUGUGCCAGACGACACUAAAUUUCAACCCAAAACAAGAAAUGAAAUAAAAUCUGUUGAAUGGUUUCUAGUGGAUGAUCUACCAUGCCAUAAAAGAGACUCUACUCCUAAAGUAAAACUUAAUAUGAGUGCUAAUAAUUUCUUCAUGGUCAUACCUUUUGUCAAACCUCUAAAGAAGUGGAUUGCAAAGAAAAAAGGCUCAGGUGAUUCACAAGAACUAAAACAAACAAAACCUAAAACAUCCGUCAUGGCGGCCACCAUGAGUGACAAUAAACAAAUGACAGACAAACAACUAGCGGAUCAACGACGACAACGCCAACAACGGCUGUUUGCACAGGCAAAUAAAAAUGAAUUUACGGACUAUUUGGAGCUGAAAGAAGGUCCUGGGAGUGGUGGUGUGAGAGGAUCGUUACCACAGCAACCAAGGGGCAGAGGAAGAGGAAUGACACAAAAACAGUACAAAAUUUUGGCCCGUGAUUCUGGCAAGGACGCAAGGAGAUCGCUAUUUGAUGAUAAAAAGUCAGACUUGGUUUCUGAUGUCCAACCUGAUACGGAUCAUCCUUUCACCUCUAGAGCUUUUCAGAAUUUCGAGUUUGACUGGGAUGCCAUUUUAAAACAUUGUGAGUUCCAGCCCAAACUUUUCUGA